Molecule: messenger RNA, 2389 nt
Organism: Photinus pyralis (common eastern firefly)
Lineage: Eukaryota; Metazoa; Arthropoda; Insecta; Coleoptera; Lampyridae
Product: gastrula zinc finger protein XlCGF58.1-like
Exons: 2
Coding region: 122-2125 (667 amino acids)
Biological process (GO): regulation of transcription by RNA polymerase II
Cellular component (GO): nucleus
Molecular function (GO): DNA-binding transcription factor activity, RNA polymerase II-specific; RNA polymerase II transcription regulatory region sequence-specific DNA binding
Source: RefSeq, a predicted model, not a curated record
UGGAGGUAGAGCUAUAAAUAGGCAGUUACUGGUAAGAAAUUGUGUUGUUUAAAACCAAAAUUUACUUUUUAUAAACAAAAACGGAAUUGUUACACAUUCCUUGAGAACGUUAUUAGUGGAAAUGGAGGGAAACGAUGUACCACUUAUUAAAAUCGAACCAAAACAAGAAGUAAAAAUUCAUUCAGAUCUUCAAGAACACAUUAUAGUGAAUAAUGAAGCAUUGGUUACAUUAAAGGACGAAAUUAUCAUUUCUGCACAGUGCUCCAAAUCACUCGAUAAUGAAGAAGUACAACAAACUGAAGGUGCUUGGGAUAUUAAAGCUGCAAUUUCUAACGAUUUCGAACAUAACUUCGGUCAACCAACAACGAAUAGAAUCUUUAACUGUGCUAAUUGUGAUUAUGGAACAAAGAAUAAACGACUGCUUCAAGCGCACAUUUUAACACACAAACGUAAUGAGAUGCAAUGCGCUCAUUGUGAUUACAAGACAAAUAACAAAUACCACUUUAAAAGACACCUUUUAAAUCACAUGGAUUCUAAGCAUUUUAAAUGCGCUCAGUGUGAUUACGAAACAAAUGAUAAACAAUGUUUUAAUCGACACCUUUUGAAACAUGUCGAUUCUAAAGAUUUUAAAUGUACUAAUUGUGAUUACGAGACAAAUAACAAAUACCACUUUAAACAUCAUCUUUUAAGACAUAAAGUUGCUAAAGACUUUAAAUGUGCUAAUUGUGAUUACGAGACAAAUAACAAAUAUCUAUUUAAACAGCACCUUUUAAAUCACACCGAUUCUAAACUUUUUAAAUGUGCUCAUUGUGAUUAUGAAACAAAUGAUAAACAAUGUCUUAAUCGGCACCUUUUGAAACAUAUUGAUUUUAAAGUAUUUAAAUGUGCUAAUUGUGAUUACGAGACAAAUAACAAAUACCACUUUAAACUUCACCUUUUAAGACAUAAAGUUUCUAAAGAUUUUAAAUGUGCUAAUUGUGAUUACGAGACCAAUAACAGAUACCUAUUUAAACAGCACCUUUUAAAUCACACUGAUUAUCAUUUUAAAUGUUCUCAUUGUGAUUAUGAAACAAAUGAUCAACAGUGUCUUAUUCAACACGUUUUGAAACAUGUCGAUUCUAAAGAUUUUAAAUGUGGUAAUUGUGAUUACGACACAAAUAACAAAUACUACUUUAAAAGUCACCUUUUAAGUCAUAGUGAUUCUAAGGAUUUUAAAUGUACUCAUUGUGAGUAUGUAACAAAUAAUAAACGAUAUCUUAAACGACACCUUUUGAAGCAUAUCGAUUCUAAAGAUUUUAAAUGCGCUAAUUGUCAUUACAAGACAAAUACCAAAUACUGUUUAAAACAACACCUUUUAAGCCAUAGCAAUUCUUCACUUUUUAAAUGUGUUCAUUGUGAUUAUAAAACUAACUAUAACCAACGUCUUAAUCGACACCUUUUGAAACAUAUUGAUUCUGAAGAUUUUAAAUGUGCUAAUUGUGAUUACAAGACAAAUGUUAAAUUAAACUAUAAGCGACACAUUUUGAAACAUACCGAUUCUAAAGAUUUUAAAUGUGCUAAUUGUGAGUACAAGACCAAUAACAAAUACUACUUUAAACAGCACCUUUUAAAUCACACUGAUACUAAACAUUUCAAAUGCGCCCAUUGUGUUUAUGAAACAAAUGAUAAAUCAUGCCUUAAACGACACCUUUUGAAACAUAUCGAUUAUAAAGAUUUGAAAUGCAGUAAUUGUAAUUACGAGACAAGUAACAAAUACCACUUUAAACAACACCUUUUAACACACAAAGUUUCUAAAGAUAUGAAAUGUGGUCAUUGUGAUUAUGAAACAAAUAACAAAUACCUAUUUAAACAGCACCUUUUAAAUCACACCGAUUCUAAACUUUUUAAAUGCGCUCAUUGUGAUUAUGAAACAAAUGAUAAACAAUGUCUUAAUCGACAUCUUUUGACACAUAUCGAUUCUAAGGAUUUCAAAUGUGCUCAUUGUGAUUAUGGAACAAAUAAUAAACGAAAUCUUAAAGAACACCUUUUGAUACAUGUGGAUUUUAAGGAUUUUAAAUGUGCUGAUUGUGAUUAUGGAACAAACAAUAAACGAUAUUUUAAACGACACCUUUUGAAACAUCGGUAAUUCAGGUUACCAUUUUAUAAUACUCUGAUAUCCAUUGGAAUGUACAUUAGGCACCCAUAGCCCUUAUUUUGUAAACAUUGGUGAUAAUCCUCAUAUUAUUGUUACUUGUUAGUGAUAGUAAAGGAUUCGGUUAGUUUAUAAAUUGUUAAUUCAUUGAAAUAUCGCAUUACGAAGAGAAAGUUAUUUAUGUGAUUCUGAUUAGUAGUAAUAUAACAUAAAUUUAAUUACAUGAUAUAUAUUUAUUUACAAUUAAUUAACAAUGAA